This is a messenger RNA of Rotaria sordida, 1677 nucleotides long. NCBI's taxonomy places the organism in Eukaryota, Metazoa, Rotifera, Eurotatoria, Philodinida, Philodinidae. The record is from the annotation of a GenBank genome assembly.
UCUUACUCAACACGUAUCUAUUUGUGAGAAAGUCACUCUCAAUUGUAUCCUCAAACCAUAUGGCUGUAAUGAACAGGUAUUUAAGAAGCUCUUAUUUUAACUUUAUUGCUCAUGAAAAAUCCUAUUUUUUAGUUUCUUCGUAUGAACAUACGAGACCAUUUUCUGAGUCAACAACAUCAAAAUGUUUUACUUCGAUUUCUUACCCAGAAUAUUCAACAUCCAAUAAAUGAUAAAGAGGAUGAGUCAACGAUGUCUUGUCAUACAACAAUAACUACUUAUGGAGGAGUUGAUGAGACUUCUCAUGUUAGUCUUCAACAAUUAUUUGAAACAAUGGAUAUUCUAAUUGGUGGUCUUAAUGUGAUAAAUGAUGAUACUCAACGUCUCACUUCGGAGUCAUUUCAGUAUCAACAUUCACUACAAUCCGUGUCCGAAGACGCAUCAAAAUUGAAAAUCGCUAUUGAAGCAACUCAUUCAUCGAUAAAUGCUCAUAGAACCAAUCAACAAAUACUUGAAGAAAGUCUCAAUUCCUGUAAGCAACAGCUUGAUGAUCAAAAGAAUAUUUCCAUUGAUGGUACACUUCUAUGGAAAAUUACGAAUCUUCAACAAAAAAUAGAUGAUGCUCAGUGUGAACGACAGACAUCUAUUUACUCUCCAAUAUUCUAUUCAUCGCCAAGCGGUUAUAAAAUGCGACUUCGUCUCUACUUAGCUGGUAAUGGCAACGGUAGGCGUACUCAUAUGUCUCUUUUCUUUGUACUCAUGCGUGGAGAGUAUGAUGCUAUCCUUCAUUUUCCGUUCAGUUUCAAAGUAAUAUUCAUUCUUCUGGAUCAAACAUCGCAACAACGACAUAUUUUUGAUUCAUUUCGGCCUGAUGUAAAAUCAAAUAGUUUUCAAAGGCCUCAUUCAGAUAUGAACAUUGCUUCUGGUAUACCUAAAUUUGUGCCUCUGACAAUAAUCCAACAAGAUAACAAUCCAUAUGUUGUUAAUGAUACUAUGUUUAUCAAAACUAUAAUUGACUUUGGCGAUAUACCGAAACCGUCUUUACCAUACGCAUUAAGUCUCAAUCCAGGUUUACCAAUUCUAACUCAACGUGAACUGCUUAAACGAGAACUCGAAAAAAGAGCACAAGAAAAAUUAUCAGCUACAACUGAUUCACCUACAUCGAUUAAACAUGAUGUCAGAACCAAUAGAAAUGAGACUGCUUUGAGUGCAACAUGUAUAUAUGAUUCUGGUGCUAAAUUAAUUAAUGAUCAUACAAUAAUUUACUCCGGUUUAUCAUCUGAUAACAAGACCAGAAACGCAUAUGGAGUGGCAAUUUAUCUUGCUCAGACAGCCACAAAGAUUAAACUUAAAUUUUCUCAAAUUAAUAUAAUUGUUAUCGCUGUUUACUCACCGGUGUAUCCAACAAAUACACAGAUGGCUGAUGAAAGUGAUAAAUUCUAUGCAGAUUUACAAGAUACCGCAAAAAUGAGAAUUGAAGGUGAAUUACCGGAUAGUUUCUUAAUUGAAACUGGAGUUCAACAAGAUGGUAUACCAUCACCAAUUCUGUUUAACAUUUUAUUUGAUUUUAUUAUCAGAAAAGUUACAGAAGAGGCUGGUAUUGGUGAAGUCAAAUUUUCUUAUGGUAGUAAUGAUUUUUUUCAUGCCAAACGGAAAACUACGAAAAUUUUAACAUCUUGA